CAGUAUCGAACCGGCUUUCGUGGUGUGCGUUUCGGAGCUUAUACCCGUUAGAAAAUCAGGAUUUCCCUUAAACCGGCUUCAAGUAUUUAAUAUUGAACUUUGUUGAAUAUUUAGUUGUCUGAAAGCAAUAGUGUUGUAAGGUAAACGUUUAAUACUCAUAAGGUGGGGUUCAGCCUACCUUAUGUCAGAAUGACUGGUGGCUAGACACUCUCGGCAUUGUCAUUUGACAGCACCGAAGAGCUAUGGAGACAACAGAAGAGAGUGACGGGCGAAGUGUUGAUCAGGGUGGAGGAAAACCAGGAACACCGCAGCAGAGGACUCGUCCCACCACAUUAUCGGAAGGUGCCUCGGGACCCAAGAGACUGAAAGACAGAGUCACCUUCUACGAACAGGUUUGGUCCGGUACGAAAUCACCGUCUACCGAAACGGUUACGGAAAAAGGGAGAAUCGACGUCGACGACAGCUCCCUGUUCGUCGACGCCUCCGAGAUCGAGCGUCGUUUGCUGGAAGAGCAACUUCGCCGGCGAUCUGAGAGUCCUGUCAAGAGAGAGCGUGUGAAGCUGAGGUCCACGCGUACCGGCGGAGAUGGCGGUCCUCGUCUCAGGUCCGCGUCCACAGACAGCAGCAGCAACAACAGCGAAUCUUUCGAAGAAACAUUUGAACGUGUCGUCGAAGAAGGAGAUCUUCUGGGCGGAGGUGCAAAGGUUGUCAAAUUCGAAAGAAUCACAGUGCACAAAUCUGUCCGGGAAAUUACCACUGUACUACCAGCCACACCUGGCUCAGGGGCUCCAUCUUCAGAAUCCACGAUGAGCCGAACACCAUCAGAGGAACGUAUCCUCCAAGAUGAUUCUGCUUAUCACACAGUCAGUCAUAGUCAGCCUAGUGCCAAUGGCUAUCAUACAAGUGUGUCAAAGUCUUCAUCAGUAACGUCCUUGGCUGGGAGAUUUCCGUCUGAAGAAUGUCUGAGGAGGUCUCCAACUAGGGAGGGGUUUCAGCAAGCCGGCGCCUCUGAGGGGGAGGGUGGAAGUCGCCCCGGAUCUACAAGCAGCAUCGAAUGGUAUUCUGAGUAUCGAACCCAGUCCUUCCAUAAUAUGGCUGCAAAACUGGAAUAUGUCAGAAGUCGCUCUGAGUAUGAUUCCCAUAUCGCCGAAAUCAAAGACGAACAAGAACGAGUGCAGAAGAAAACGUUUGUCAACUGGAUCAAUUCUUAUCUAUCAAAGCGAGUUCCACCGCUUCGGAUAGAUGACUUGAUUGAUGACUUGAAGGACGGAACUAAGCUGCUUGCCUUGCUUGAAGUCUUGUCAGGUGAAAAGUUGCCAGUCGAAAGGGGACGCAACUUAAAGCGGCCACACUUUCUUAGUAAUGCCAACACUGCCUUGCAGUUCCUACAGAGCAAAAAGAUUAAACUUGUCAAUAUCAACUCUUCUGAUCUGGUGGAUGGCAGACCACCAGUUGUGUUGGGUCUUAUCUGGACCAUUAUCCUUUACUUCCAGAUUGAAGAAAACACACGAGCACUUGAAUCUUUGGGUCACACAUUUGGUGGGAGUGCCAGCAGUCUGGAGAGCCUGGGUGCACGCUCAUCUGAAGGGGCAGUGGUUGAGGGAAAGAAGAAAGAGCCAGAUGAAAGGAGGAGACAGGGUGCUAGGAGAGCAAUGCUGCAAUGGGUCACCAACGCGCUCCCAAAGGAUCUUGGUAUUGAAGUACGAGAUUUUGGCGGUAGUUGGCGUGAUGGUACUGCAUUCCUUGCCAUUAUUGAUGCCAUCAAGUCUGAUUUAAUAAACUUGUCAGCAAUGCGUCAGGCAUCUAACAAGACGCGUCUAGAAACAGCUUUCAGCGUGGCCGAGAGGGAACUCGGCAUUGCACGACUUCUCGACGCAGAGGAUGUCGAUGUGCCCCAGCCUGAUGAGAAGUCGAUCAUGACAUAUGUUGCUCAGUUCCUGCACAAAUAUCCUGAACCUAGGGCUGCUGAUGGCUCAAGUACUUUAGCUGCAAUUGAAGCUGAAUAUAAUGAACUCAUAUCAUGGCUGCUGAAGAAGACUCAAUACCUGGAACAUCUCCAGCAAACUAACUCUUUGUCCAAGGUUUACUCUGAUUACGUAACAUUCAAGAGUGAAGUUGAUGAAAAGGCAAAAGUGUAUGGGAAACUGAAGAGAGUGAUUGAGUCGCAAAGCAUGGUCAGCAUUACUGUAGAGUCCUGGCAAGAAAUUGAGAGGCUAUGGACUAAACUAGAAGCACAGCUUCGCCACUGGCUGUGGCUACUGGACUCAGGACUGCCUGGUGAUCUUGGCCAGGUAGGAGAGUGGCUAGGACGGGCCGAGGCUCUCUUAACCUCUGAUGAUAUAGUUUUCUUUGCUGACCUACUGGCCAUUCAGACCAACUUCCAAAAAAAUAAAUUGUCCCAGAAUGCCACGGAUGCUCCUGCAGAGCAACUAGAAAACAUAACGCAACGAUUGGAAACGAUCGGACCGAAAGCUGCUCAGCGUAGAGUCGGACUCAAAUUUCUUGAACAUAAGGUGCUCUUACUGCUAUUGCUGCCACUGCCUGGCAUUACUGAUGUCCCAUUGAAGCUCAUAGUUUUCAUUUAG
Zootermopsis nevadensis is the source of this 2585-nucleotide messenger RNA. Lineage: Eukaryota; Metazoa; Arthropoda; Insecta; Blattodea; Termopsidae. The record is from RefSeq and is a predicted model, not a curated record.